UUUGUUACUAUUGCGUCAUAGAAAAAUGACUGGAGGCUUUUCGAUGAAAUUUUAAACGAAAAACAUUUGUGACAUAGUUUGUUGGAAUUUAAAUUUAAAGACUGUUUUGUUGCAUACUGAUCUUCGAUACACAGAACAAACUUCACCUAAGGAAACUAUUGCCAGGAAAAGUUUAAAUGCUGACGAAAUCGCGGUUGAUUUCCGUUAACGAUUCCGUCCAUAAUCAAUUGCUGUGUGUUACACCUAUCGCUUAUUUGAAGGUUAUAGAACGGAUCAGGUAAUAGAAGUUGAUGGUGAAUACGGGUCGAAUUCCAUAAUGCAUUUUUGUUAUCGCAUCGGGUGUACGUUUGCUUGAGGAAGGUUUAUCUGAUUAAUGGGUGCAUCGCUUACUACAAAAGUUGCAAAAAGAAUGGAAAGCUCUCGACGUUUGGACACACGGGACAGAACAGAGGAACAAUCGCGUGCAAGCAGCAGCGCGAGACCAUUAUCGAUCGAAGGACCUAGAAACGCAAACAAUACCGAAAUGCAAGCACUUGUACCAAUACCGAACCAACCUAGACAGCCAAGAAAUUUACAGGGACUACUUCGGUUUGCUAUGGAAACGAGCGAUUCUCAAGGUUCCGCCAAUGCUACUACUUUUAAUCCAAUGGACAAAGAAAAACGACAAUUUCUGGAAAAUAUGUUCUCCUCGUUAUCUUGUAACGUGACAGAGGAAUUGCAAAAAAACAUUAAAAUUUUAUCGAAUGUUGUUGACCUUGGGCCAGACGAUGAUACAUCGCAAUAUGAAAUUGCUUUGGAGAGCAUUGCAGAUUAUGUAGAUAAUACAGAUAUUGCUAAUGACUUUUAUAAAAUAGGAGGCUUUUCUAUAUUUGGUCCAUGUUUAAAUUCUCCGCAUAGUAGCAUCAGAUGGAGAACUGCAGAUGUAAUAGCCGAAUUAGCUCAAAAUAAUCCCUUUUGUCAAGAAAAACUUUUGGAAACUGAUCUGUUUCCAAUAUUGUUGACAAUGAUAGACACAGAUCCGGCAGAAGCUGCCAGAAUCAAAGCUCUGUACGCUAUAUCUUGUAUAGUUCGUGGGCAUCUCGUAUCCUUAAAAUACAUGGAUAUAAAUGACGGUUAUUCUGUUCUUUUGAGAGCUAUGCAAAGUCCAGUGAAAAAACUACAAAUUAAAUCCGCUUUUUUUUUAUGUUCUCUUUGUAACAAGGAAAACAUGAACGAUUUAAAACUUACUUUGGUGAAUAUGGGUUUAGUUGAACAAGCAACUGGUUUGCUAGCUACAGAUGGUCUACUUCCAGAAAUUAGAGAUCAACUGUUGAAUAUUCUCGAUGGCUUAACCAAUGACGAUUUUCACCCUGCCUUGAAAGAAUGUAGACGUCCGGAACUUUACCUGCAAUCCACAUUAGAUCAUUGUAUAGAAGAUUUACAACAAGAGGAGAAUUCUGAUCAAAUAGAUACAUGUUAUCGGGUGUUGAGGAAAGUCUUUCCCGAACAAGAUACAAAUCAGGAAAGAUAAUUCAAGUUUAUAACAAUACUGUCAAACAUUUCUCUAAUAUUUUUAAUAUCAUCGAUAGCUUUGAAAAUAUUCAAUCGAGUCAAUUUAAAUGAAACAUCCUGUAUAAGCUUCAUAAAUUAAUUGGUAUUUACAUUUUGUGUAGAAAAAAUGCAAAAAAGUCAUCCAUCCAAAUUCCAGAAACAAAGAAAUCUCCUCUUCUCUUUAACGAGUAUACAUAUUCAACGUGUCUAACAUGAUACCCGCGUUACCGAUUAUAAUUUUUUUGCCGUUGGAUUUUCUGUACAGCAAAACAUGAAAGAAGCUGGUAAUUGGAAUUUUGUAGAAUAGGGAGCUUUUGAUGCAAUAACAAAUCCUGGUAUUACCAUUUUCUCUUUUUCUUUAUUGAAAUUAUAUUUCUAGAUUAAUGUGUUUUCUUGUGUUCAAUUCUUGUCACACCCUACUCAAUCUAGGUAUCAAAAAAAAAAAAUCCAAGUAAAUCUAAAGAAAUUUAGGAAGUUAGAAAUAAUUAUCUACAGUGAAAGUUAGUUGAUUUCAUGCAUGUUGGAAUGUUCAUCUGUCAUUGUUAGACAACUCAUUUAGAGACACUUUUUUCAUUAUGGGUACUUUGCUUAUGUGCGCCUACAUAGGUCGGAAAGUAAAAAUGCCUGGGCAGAGUCGAGAAUCCAAAUCGUAUGCCGUUGACGGGAGGUCGGAUUUCAGUUG
Molecule: messenger RNA, 2212 nt
Organism: Colletes gigas
Lineage: Eukaryota; Metazoa; Arthropoda; Insecta; Hymenoptera; Colletidae
Product: hsp70-binding protein 1
Exons: 8
Coding region: 374-1510 (378 amino acids)
Source: RefSeq, a predicted model, not a curated record